UCCACCACCUCCCUCAUUCCCGUCUUCCUCCUCGCGUUCCUCUUGUCCGUUCGCUGACGCCGGCUGCCGCUUUGGCUCAGUCGCACCGCCGAUAGGGCCUCAGUCCAGGCUGCUUGCCCACGCAUCGCCGGCUCCUUGCAGCGCAGCGCCGCUCAGGCUCGGCCCGACGGUCCCUCAGCGCAGAUCUUCUGCUCCUUCCCCCACUCGCGCUCAGUGGCGCUCAGGCUCGGUCCCUCAGCGACGGAGGGGCAGUCCCAGGCUCGGCGGCGGCGUCGGCGGCUCCCCCUCGCUCCUCUCGCCAGUCGCCUCGCGCCCUCGCCUCCGUCCUCCGCGCACCGGCCGUCGACUCUGCUUUAUGUUGACCUAGGAUCAGAUAACCUGAAACAAUGGAUACCCUUCAUAGCGACCCUUAUUCCAGGAGCAGCUUGCAACUACAAGUUAGGGAUGGCUCCAUGUCCUUUGAGAACAACAGCACUGUUUUGGAUAAGCACGAGGUUGUCAGCCCUCGAGUUGGCAUGACCUUUGAGACGGUUGAUCUGGCAUAUCAAUUCUACCUAGAGUAUGGCUAUCGUGCAGGCUUUGGGGUCUCAAAGAGGACUUCCCACAGUGUUGAUGGGGUUAAGUACCGUGCUACAUUUGUUUGUUACAAAGGUGGCAUUGCUAGGAUUAAGCCUGGCCUCAAAGCUCGAAGGAGGCUUGUUGCAAAGACUGGUUGCAAAGCAAUGAUGGUAGUGAAGUUUAAUGCCAGUGAGAACCACUGGGAAGUGGUUUUUGUUGAGUUGGAACAUAACCACCCAUGCAAUCCUGAGAUGGUCAGAUUCAUGAUGUGCUUUAAAGAUCUUCCUGACUGGCAAAGGGAGCACCGCCCAUUCAAUGCCAAAACUCGAUUGAACCCGAAGAUUCACUCUGGUAGAGGCAGGCCACCCAACCAAAACAAAGAUUUCAUGGUGAAAUCCUUCUCCCAGUCAAAUUAUUCCAUUGAUGGGGCAGGGAAGACUGGAAAGUUGAGGUUUGCAGAGGGUGAUGUUGAGGCACUCUUAGUUUUCUUUGAUAAGAUGCAAGCUCAAAACUCCAACUUCUUCUACAACUGGGACAUGGAUGAUGAAGGUCGGCUCAAGAAUGUUUGCUGGGUUGAUGCUAGAUCCAGAGUCGCAUAUCAACAUUUUUGUGAUGUUAUUUGCUUUGAUACUGUCUAUUUGACAUAUCAGUUUGUCAUUCCAUUGGUCGCGUUUCUGGGAAUCAACCAUCAUGGGCAGUUUGUGUUGUUAGGAUGUGGUUUACUUGGAGACGAGUCUCCAGAGACUUUCGCAUGGUUAUUCAAAAAAUGGCUAAAAUGUAUGAAUGAUAAAGCACCGGAAGCAAUUGUUACAACUCAUUCAAGGCCAGUAGUCAAAGCUGUCAGUGAAGUAUUUCCAAAUACUCGGCACAGAUACAACCUUUGGCAUAUAAUGAAAGAACUUCCUGAAAUGUCUGGAAGAGUUGAGGAUAAAGAAGCAGUCAGUCUGAGAAUGAAAAAAGUAGUCUAUGAUACAAUUACAUCAGCUGAUUUUGAGAGGGAGUGGGUUGAAAUGAUCAAUCAAUAUAAUCUUCAUGAUAACCAGUGGCUUACAACCUUGUUUGAAGAGAGGGCAAAAUGGGUACCAGCAUAUGUAAAGGAUACUUUCUGGGCUGGUAUCUCCACUGUUCGUCGUAGUGAACGAUUGGAGGCCUUUUUUGAUGGAUAUAUUACACCAGAAACCACAAUAAAGACGUUCAUUGAACAAUUUGAUACUGCUAUGAAGCUCAGGUCUGAUCGAGAAGCCUAUGAUGAUUUCCGUUCAUUUCAACAAAGGCCACAAGUCCUGUCUGGUCUUCUGUUUGAGGAGCAAUUUGCAAAUGUUUAUACAAUAAAUAUGUUCCAGAAAUUCCAGGAUCAGUUGAAGCAGCUGAUGAAUGUGAAUUGUACUGAAGUCAGUAGGAAUGGCUCAAUAGCGACAUACACGGUAACAGUGAUUGGAAAGGAAAGGAAGUUUGACUACAGAGUGAUGUAUAACAGUGCUGAGAAAGAAGUGUGGUGCAUCUGUAGGUCAUUCCAGUUUAAAGGUAUUUUGUGUAGCCAUGCUCUUGCUGUCUUGAAGCAAGAGCUUGUGAUGCUAAUACCUCCCAAAUAUAUUCUUGAUCGAUGGCGGAAGGACUACAAAUGCCCCGAGGAACCUAAGGAAACCCCCAUUUCACCGAAAGCUGCAAAAGAUACAGGGAAGGGCUCAAACCCAGAAAACAUCCGGGAAGAUCAAGCGGACAAUCUCUACAAGCAUGGACACCAGUACUUCGCUGACAUUGUGGAAAUGGGAGCUACUGACCCUGAUGCUAUGGAGUAUGUCCUUUCUGUGAUGAAAGAAGCUAAAGAGAAAGUGCGCAAGUUUGAGGAGUCUCGAAAAGAGAAAAGGCCUGGAGAGAGCCCAGUUUCUGCUGGUAAAAGAGUUGCAAAGUUUUCAAAGCCAUCCACAGAAGAAGUUGGCAAUGGAACAUCAGUAUCGACUCCGACUGAAGCAGUGGCUUCAGUCACAGUGGUUUCAUCUGCUCCAAUGGCGGCAGCCCCAACAAUGAUGGCUAUGGCGCCACCUUCAGCAGCUGUAGCCCCAGGAAUGUUUUUAGUACCAAUGCAUCCUCAUCCCUUGGUGUUCCCACCCUUUCCCCCUGCAGUUCCACCAGCAGUAGCUCCUGUAGCCCCACCUGCUGCACCAGCAACCAAUGUUGCCUCCAACACCUCAAAGAAGCGAAAGAAAAGAAAGGUGAAUAAUUGAUCUUCUGAUGCUAUUGAACUGAUCUAAAACAAGAUAUGAUCGGUGAAGUACAAAAAGAGUUUGAUCUCAUACUACGCAUCAGGCCUUUGGCAUGAGAGUGGGCUAUCGAUUUAUCUCUUCUGCGGGUUUGGUCUUUCGAGAAAAUUCUCUUCUGCGGGUUGUGCUACCCAUGAGACUGCCUACUGCAUAUUCCUGCGGUUGUUCUUUCGAGAAAAGUCUCUUCUGCGGCUUCAGCUAGACACUGCUGCGGCUGAGGCAGUUAGUCUAAGGUAAUGUUGUGAUCAAAAGAUGCAGCAAACAGGCAUGCAUUUGGCCUGAGCAUACUUUACUGAUCUCAACUAAUGUAGAUUACUAGAUUAGAUUGCCUGUAAUGUACAUUAUCGCCCUCAGGCCUCGGUGCCGGAAGUAAUCUAACAUGUAGUCCAGUUUAUAUGAAUGUAAAGAUCCAUUUAUGACUA
Messenger RNA from Sorghum bicolor (sorghum), 3241 nucleotides. Its product is annotated as protein FAR1-RELATED SEQUENCE 6. The transcript is spliced from 4 exons. The record is from RefSeq and is a predicted model, not a curated record. Gene Ontology annotation, biological process: regulation of DNA-templated transcription. NCBI's taxonomy places the organism in Eukaryota, Viridiplantae, Streptophyta, Magnoliopsida, Poales, Poaceae. Gene Ontology annotation, molecular function: zinc ion binding. Bases 387 to 2783 code for a protein of 798 amino acids.